UUCAAUUUACAGAACUGUCAUUUGGUUUUUGUUUCGAUUUUGGUGAAAAUCUAUGAAACUAAAUCUGCUUUCAUCUUGAGUUUGUGAAGUGAUAAUAUAAUAAAAAAUGGCUCUGUUCCCCGGAGCGGUGGCCUUUGACGAAUAUGGUCGUCCAUUUAUCAUUUUGAGAGACCAAGAUAAGCAGAAAAGGCUAACCGGUAUCGAUGCCUUGAAGUCGCACAUCUCAGCCGCCCGCCAAAUCGCGAGUAUCCUCCGCACUUCCCUCGGUCCCCGUGGGCUGGACAAGCUCAUGGUCUCCCCCGAUGGAGAUGUGACUGUCACCAACGAUGGAGCGACUAUCCUGAAGCUCAUGGAUGUGGAACACCAGAUCGGCAAGCUGUUAGUGCAGUUGGCACAAAGUCAGGAUGAUGAGAUCGGUGAUGGUACCACUGGGGUUGUGGUUUUGGCUGGUGCACUUCUGGAGCAGGCCUCCAAUCUCCUGGACAAGGGCAUCCACCCCAUCCGCGUGGCAGACGGCUUCGAGAUGGCAGCAGCCACCGCACUGGCCCACUUGGACGGCAUCAGUGAAGCUUUCCCAGUUAACAAGGAGACUCGGGAGCAUCUGAUCAAGGUUGCCAUGACAACACUCGGCAGUAAGGUGGUGGUGAAGUGCCAUCGGUUGAUGGCUGAGAUUGCUGUUGAUGCGGUACUCUCGGUAGCAGACUUGGAGAAACGCGACGUGAACUUCGAGCUGAUCAAGGUUGAGGGCAAGGUUGGAGGCCGCAUGGAAGACUCCAUGUUGGUCCGAGGAGUUGUCAUCGAUAAGACUAUGAGCCACCCGCAGAUGCCUAAGCAGUUGAGGGACGUAAAACUCGCGAUCCUCACCUGCCCGUUCGAGCCGCCGAAACCCAAGACCAAGCAUAAGCUGCAAGUAGGCUCAGCCGCCGAGUACCGCGAGCUCAGGCAGUACGAACACGACAAGUUCUUGGAGAUGGUGCGAAGAGUUAAGGACGCCGGCGCAACUCUGGCCAUCUGCCAAUGGGGCUUCGACGACGAGGCAAACCACCUUCUCCUAGCUGAAGGUCUACCAGCCGUCCGGUGGGUGGGAGGCCCGGAGAUGGAGCUCAUUGCUAUCGCCACUGGGGGACGUAUUGUGCCCCGGUUUGAGGAGUUGACCCCGGACAAGUUGGGCUCCUGUGGCCUUGUGAGGGAACUUACCUUCGGCACCUCAAAGGAGGAAAUGCUGGUGAUCGAGGAGUGCUCGAACAGCCGCGCGGUGACGGUGCUGAUGCGCGGCGGCAACCGCAUGAUCGUGGACGAGGCCAAGCGAUCCGUGCACGAUGCCCUGUGCAUCGUGCGCAGUCUGGUGCAGGACUCUCGCGUCGUCUACGGCGGUGGUGCCGCGGAGAUCUCGUGCUCGCUAGCCGUCGCUCGCGCCGCCGACAAGUUGUCGUCUCUCGACCAGUACGCCUACAGGGCCUAUGCUGACGCUCUAGAGGCUAUCCCACUGGCCCUGUCUGAAAACAGUGGUCUGUCCCCGAUCGACACUUUGUCUGAGAUCAAGUCGCGGCAGGUGUCGGAGAACAACCCCUACUUGGGCAUUGACUGCAUGGGCACAGGAUCAAACGACAUGAAGAAAAUGAACGUGAUAGAGUCUCUUCACUCAAAGAAACAGCAGAUCUCUCUCGCGACACAACUCGUGAAAAUGAUCCUGAAAAUCGAUGACGUCCGCUCCCCGGCUGACUCCAUUGACUACUGAAGUAUUACUCUAACUCUUAUCUACUGUUAUAUCUAUGAUCUUUUUGUAAUAAAACGCCUAACGUACUUGUGUGUGCAUACAGAUUUUGAAAGGAUGAUAUAUUGAGGAAAUCAUUUUAACGUAACUGACUGAAUGUCGAUACUGCUGUAGUUAGCAUCAAUAUUAUAAUUUUCUCUAUUCUUUAUUGUUUGAAUGCAAAUCUUUGUGCAUACAAAAGUACUAAAAAUAGAUAUUAUUGAAAAUGUGGAGUUUGUAAGUGUAUUUGGUUGUUGCCUGAUUUUCAAUACUGAAGUUGGCUACAACUGACUUCACGAUAGUUAAAAUGGCCGAACAAAAUAAUACUGCGCUGACUUCAGGUUGGCAAUGUUAUUUUACAAGGGCUAUACAAGAUAUUUUCUUUUCAAAGAGACUUUUGGAAAGCAUAAUACAUGCCAAAUAUUAUUCUCAUCAAGCAACAACGCAGGAUUUGACAUAAAGUUAUAAAAUACUGCUAAAUAUUUUACUAUCAAUCACAAAUGUACACAUUUCACAAUAUGUAGUACACGACCACAUUGUUAGAAUAUAAUUGUUUUAUUAUUUUAACCUUAUAACGCUAGACGGAUUCGCUAGAUAUCCUGAAUACAGCUUUUUAUAUAAUUCUGUCUCAAAAAUAUAUUGGAAAUUAUCAAUUUCAGGCCCAAAGAUGUCAUCUAACUUUGAAUGCUAAGAAGAAUUAAUAUUUUUGGAUAUUUUUACUAACCAAAAAUGAUUGCCAGCUCAAAAAACCUCGAUCUUUGGUAGUUUUUUUUUUAUUAGCAUUCAAAGUUGUGUUAAACGCUUAGCACCCGCUAGGCACCUCUCGGACUUGGCAGUAACAAGAAUAUUAUUUUAAUUAUAAUAUUAAGUCAAUGCAUUUUCUGUAUGCGAGCGGUUAUACCAAACGUGUGAUGGAUGCCUUAUUGCACUAAUAAAAUAAUAAGCUAAUUUAA
Messenger RNA from Helicoverpa zea (corn earworm), 2706 nucleotides. RefSeq names its product T-complex protein 1 subunit epsilon (gene CCT5). The transcript is spliced from 10 exons. Gene Ontology annotation, biological process: protein folding. Gene Ontology annotation, cellular component: chaperonin-containing T-complex. The coding region runs from base 107 to 1738 and encodes 543 amino acids. NCBI's taxonomy places the organism in Eukaryota, Metazoa, Arthropoda, Insecta, Lepidoptera, Noctuidae. The record is from RefSeq and is a predicted model, not a curated record. Gene Ontology annotation, molecular function: ATP binding; ATP hydrolysis activity; ATP-dependent protein folding chaperone.